UCGUCAGCGGAUAAAAUGGGUCUAUCGUUUUCUUGCCUUUCUCCCACAGAUGGAUGAAGUGUGGAAUAGCGGCAGGAAAAGAAAGUAAAAAAGGACUCGACAAAGGAUACUGACCAACCGACUGUCAAAUGUUACUAGUGGAGCGACCCCAUAUGCUACUGUCUCCUCGAGGAUAUCGCAACAUUUCAAGCGCGCAGCAGAGCACAAACCUCCGAGAACCCCUUUGCUGGCUAAAGCUGUUGAUGAGCGGCAUUCGCGCAAAAUUCAUUACUAUCUCGCACCAAAUCAUAUCAUCAAGAACCCCAGUGCCGCAGCCGAGUCGGAUCAGGAGUCGUCCUCUGAAUUCUCGAGCAUGGGCUCCGAUGACGAUGAUGAUGACGACGAUGCUCAGGACGACGACGAAGAAGACGACGACGAUGCAGAGGGCGACCAGGACGAUGAUGACGAUGACGACGAUGGGGAUCUUUCGGGCGAUUCAAUGGAGCGGAAACAGAAGCGUCGUCGGCAGCAUCAGCUCUAUCAACAGCAACAACAUUUGAACUCGGAUACAGUGCUGCACAAAGCAAGGAGUGUCAUGCGGAAACGCAAAAAGGUCAAGAACUGGACCGCGACGAAUCGUCCCACAGUGAAGCGGUUCAAGUCAAAGCACCCUCUCAUCGGCAGCUUCAAAGCAACGACGCCGACCAGCAUCCACCCCUCCAAGUGGAGACCUGCAAACACGCAAGAGUACAGCGAGUCGGAGGACGGAGAUGAUGAGAGCGUGGAAGAGGAUGAAGAUCUGGACGAUGAUGAUGACGUGUUUGGCAAAGACGACCUGGUGCUCAUGGAUCUGCAAAUGCCUGAUACCGAAAAAGAUCCCCGGCUACCGAUCCCACGGUCGCUCUCCAGUUUUUCCACGCCAUCCUCUCGCUCGUCAUCCAACAACGGUAGCAAUGGAGCCGUGAGUACUGCUGCGGCAGGAAUGCAUGGCCUACUGAACGCCACUAAAGUCCUUUCUUUCAACUCCAAGAAAUCACCUCCUCGCCCUGGUCCUCAGUCAGCUGUAUCCAUUUCCAAUGCAGUGCCAAGUGCAGGGUCCAUGGGAGUAGAACUUAUGAACGAAUCGAGUGAUGAGGAGCAAGACUUUAGCGACUACCAUGAGGAGAUGAUGCGGGGCGAUUUUGAGGAUCUGGAGGACGAUAGGAAGGUCGAGGAUCGCAAGCCCGUACAACGUACGCAGCCACAGGCGAUGGCAGUUCCUAUUCCUUCAGUCAGGAGCACUGCAUCCUCAUCCUCGUUCGCAGCAGGAGGUACUCCAGUGUCGCCAUUCAGUCAUCUCGCUUCGACACCAACUUCGAAUUCAUUUUUGCUGGGCUUAUCACCACGCAGCAGGAAGAUGUCGAUGAGUGGACUUUUGAUGCCGCCGGACUCGCUUCUUCUGUCCCCUCGAGCCAAUAGCAUCUUUGACGGGGAUUUUGGAUCCAGCUUGACGGUGGAUUAUUCACAGGAACUGUCAUCACCUAAGGAGCAUCAAUAUGUACCGCUGAUGGAGCUCAACAACCCAGAGUCAAUGCCUGUGUCGGAGCUGGAUCGACUUUUGAGCACAUCAGCCGGUGGUACGUUCUUCCCAAGUCUCUCGCGCAAGGUCUCGAUUCCGGGCUGGAGUAAUAUCAACGCCAAGCAUAUCGGUCAUCCUCACCGUCAAUUAAGUCUCAGGAAUACUGCGAAUGGAAUAUUACAGAAUGCCGCCAACUCAUCCUUGAAUGCGUCAACUUCCCCUUAUCUCGGCUCAAGCAACGGUAUGUUUGCCUCUCCAUCACGCCCGCCACCAACCCAACCAUCCGCUUCUUCAACCUCUUCCAGCGAAGUUGCCUCUGCAGAGAAACGGCCGAAGAGUCCAGCCGGAGCACUUGUGACGCCAUCGUCCUCAAAGCCCGCCUCCGCCUCCGCUUCGAUCGACUCGCCCUCAGCUUUUGUACCUACAACAGUUAUAACACCAUCAAUCAGCGCUAGAAAGACAGUAGAAGUUCCUAUUGCCGCAGAUACCGCUUUCAAGGCGGAAGACGACGUUGAGAUGCAGGUCGAUCAGGACGAAGAAAUGGAUGACGAGACAGAGUCAGAGCUGGAAGAUGAUGAUUCAUCCAAGACGCCGGCGGAGCCACCUAAGUCUCUCGUCAAAGUGGCUGUCUACGCAAACUUGAGGGUUUACGAGACCACCAUGCCAGGCACAGAUCUUAGGUUGAUGCGUGUCGCUGGCGUUGUUGCACCUCCAGAUCCCAACAUGAAUGGACGUAACACAGUGAUCCAGAAGAAGGUCAUUCCAGCGCUGAACAACGAGCAGCAUGCGGGAUUUGUGAAUGCUGCUAUGCUGCGGUUGGCUGCCCGAACCAUCAUUGGCGAUGGGCAGUUCGAUAUCAACCAGGAACCCACCACCCUUUACAUUGUUCUUGAAGGACCAAUGGAGGUCCGAGGAGCCUGGGUUGGCCUUGCGAGAGCCAGGGAGCUGUGCCAUGAAUAUCGAUUGGAUCUACUACCAGGCAUUGCUCAAAUGCUUCAGGACAACCCAAUGGAGGUUACCAAUCCCAAUGAAUCCCGCGGAUCGUCAAGGAUGUCGGCCGAAAAGAAAAAGGCACUAAAGCAGAAGAGGCAGCAGGCAGCAGCUAUCAAGGAUGGCUCUUCGACAACACUGAAAGUCGCUGACACCCACUGUCGAACUUCUACUGCCUCGGCCGGGUCCAGCAUCGAUAACAGGAGAAAGUCACAUGCAGCGGACGACGACACUACGCCGUUUGUCAACUUUGAAGAACUAGAGGAGAGACCGAAGAAGACGCUGGAUGACGACGUCAAUAUGUCUCUUGCGAGCUUGCAGUCGACUGUCGCUUCCAGCUCUGUUGGGGAUAGUUCUAAUGGACAAACAACAUCGACUGGUCAACAGGGUGCUUCGACCUCCAACCAAGGCGCGUCGGACAACGCUAUUCAGAAUGGCGCCAGGGAACCCGAGGCAAAUCAGCUCUGGAUCCCAACAACAAAUCCAGUCGUUCCCAGCAUCCAUUUGACCGUAAUCGAUAAUGUCGCUCUUUAUACCACCAAACUCGUCAAUCCUGGAGCCGAGUACAGACUACUGCGAAGGGCCGAUAAUGGAUACGUGAAUGCAACCACGCUGCUGUUGGCAGGAGGAGUUGAGACGGAGCAAGAGCGUAGUAUCGUGCUAAGUUUGGAGCUAGGACGUGUCCGUGUUCGCAAACCGGGCUCACAGUUGUUUGGAACCUGGAUUCCUCUGGCGCGUGCCCGUGCAUUGGCGGCGACUUGCUCACUCCACCACAAGCUGGGUCCAUUCUUGAAUGAUAACCUGGAUACGUACUUCCCAUCCCCCUUGCCGAUCCCGACGCAGAAGGUGACCCCAAGCGUGGUCACAGCCACGGCAUCGGCCCUUAUGAGCCACCAAGCUGUUGCCUCUGCCCGCAUGAGGACCGUUUCCCUGUCGGCGCUGCGCUCUUCGACGUCCCCGCCCACAAGCGGUCUUGCUCGCACAGGAGCACUCAACCAUCAGCUGUCCCGGGGCAUGAUGGCCAACGCUGGCGCCAACCUGCAGCAAGUUCUUGCGCAACAGGGUCAUGUACCUGGCCAACCUUUGAGCAACAUGGUCAUGUUGAAUGGCAAUCAGGUCGAAGCACAGCCAGGAAUAGCGACCGCCACCAACCUUACCGCAUCGACCCUCAACACAGCUGGAGCAUCGCCGGCCUCGACCACAGCUGCAGUUGCUGGAGCGAGUGUUCCUACGGCAGCUGCCACUCUUCCAACUGCCGUCCCUGUCACAUCGCUGACACCCUCUAUUAUCAAUCCUACAGCUGGCCAGAGUUUGUUGCAGGCACUCGGACAAGUCACGCAAGGACAGCUUGCUGCUGGGGCUCAGAUAAGGCCCCUUCAGGGCGGUUUCAUACCUCGUGUGGAACCACAUACAGGAAGACCGAUUCUACCAAUGAUCAAUGAAACGGUUUCGGCCGUUCCAGGUCAGAGUGUAAUCCCAGUCAAGGACUACCAAGACUCGGACGACGAUACGGAAUCCGAUGAUGAUGUUGAGGGAGUCCGUCAAAAGAUGAAGCAGCUUCGCGCGCAGCAGUUGGAAGAAGCCGAAAAGAACUUUUUGAAGCAGCAGGCGACACCAGUUGAGCGCGUGAUUGGGACGGCGGCGACCCCUGGUCAGCAGAGAGUACCGACCUCGCAGCAACAGCAGCAGCAGCAGUUACAGCAACAGCAGGCUCUUUUGCAGCAGCAGCAGCUUCAACAACAAUUGCAUCAGCAUCAGCAACAGCAGCAGCUUUUGAAACAACAGCUUCUCCAGCAGCAACAGCAGCAACAGCAACAGCAGCAACAGCAACAGCAAUUGAUCCAGCAGCAGUUACAGCAGAAUCAACAACAGCAACAGAAGGAGGCCACACAGAAGGCAGCACUCGCUGCUACUGCUACUGCUCAGCGACCCUCGACACGCGGUGGUAAGACAGCACCACAGUCCUCCGCUAAUAAUCGCCCGGCAUCAGGAGCCGCUGCUGAGGGGUUUGAGAUUGAGAACGGCAAGAAGGGGUCGUCGGUCAAGGUAGCAGCUACUACAGCAGCUGCUGCAGAUGAAGAGAUGGACAGCGACGAGGAUAUUGAUAUCGGAGGCAGCGAUGGUGAAGACGACUUGCGUUAAGAUAUUAAGACACCUUUUGCGUACGGACAUCUUUCCCCCCGUUUAUUAUUGUUAUUAUUAUUUUUUUUAUUGGUGUCCUAAUGCAGAUUCGAACGGUUUUUCGUUCUCUCAGAGCCCUUUUUGUCUUGAGUGCUGAGCACAAUUUGACAGAGUAUUAUUGAUACAACAUUGGCAGUGCUUCCUCUCUUCCUUUACACGCAAGACAUGUUUUUUUUUUUCAUCACUCUUUGGCAAACCAAGAACCAUGUA
Messenger RNA from Gamsiella multidivaricata, 4918 nucleotides. RefSeq lists its product as uncharacterized. Gene Ontology annotation, cellular component: RSF complex. NCBI's taxonomy places the organism in Eukaryota, Fungi, Mortierellomycota, Mortierellomycetes, Mortierellales, Mortierellaceae. Gene Ontology annotation, molecular function: DNA binding. The transcript is spliced from 3 exons. The record is from RefSeq and is a predicted model, not a curated record. Gene Ontology annotation, biological process: regulation of DNA-templated transcription. The coding region runs from base 353 to 4669 and encodes 1438 amino acids.